Molecule: messenger RNA, 3017 nt
Organism: Oncorhynchus masou masou (cherry salmon)
Lineage: Eukaryota; Metazoa; Chordata; Actinopteri; Salmoniformes; Salmonidae
Product: gastrula zinc finger protein XlCGF17.1-like
Exons: 4
Coding region: 540-1649 (369 amino acids)
Biological process (GO): regulation of transcription by RNA polymerase II
Molecular function (GO): RNA polymerase II cis-regulatory region sequence-specific DNA binding; DNA-binding transcription factor activity, RNA polymerase II-specific
Source: RefSeq, a predicted model, not a curated record
AUAGCACGUUUUAAUAUCUUAUGAACACGUCAUAACAUGCUAGGUAACAAAUACGUCAAGUUAUUAUCACGUUUGGUAGAAGAAAAACAUGUGCCAAACCGCGUGAGUGAACGUGAUCAUUUUUUUUUAUUAUUUUUACAAUUGACAUAGAUACUCUGGGUUUGUCUGAGUGGAUGUAUCUCGUCAAGGCUCCGGUAUUUCCACGACACUCUCCUUCCACACUGAGUCCAAACCUACAGUCACUGGGUCCUGAUUGUGACAGUGGAGCCCAUUUUGAAUUGCAGGAUCCAGAGAUGGCAUCAGUGAAGCUGGAAGACUGCAGUCAAACACUGGAACUGAAUGCCAACAUUAAAGAUUAAGAAGUGGAGGAGAAGAUUGGGACAUCUGUUUCUCAUGGACUAGAAUUAAGUCUGAGGCCGAUAACAUCAACAGUAGUGACAAACCAAGCCUGCCGCUCUCCUUCCACACUGAGUCCAAACCCACAGUCACUGGGUCCUGAUUGUGACAGUGGAGCCCAGUUUGCACUUCAGGAUCCAGAGAUGGCAUCAGUGAAGCUGGAAGACUGCAGUCAAACACUGGAACUGAAUGUCAACAUUAAAGAUGAAGAAGGGGAGGAGAAGAUUGGAACAUGUGUUUCUCAUGGAGACCAUGUUGAGACAUUCUCUACAUCCAGAGAGCAACAGCAGGAAGAUCACAGACCUAAGAGGUCUCACCACUGCCCACAUUGUAAAGAGAUUUUCCCAAAUCUUUCAAAGCUAAAAAUACACCUAAAAAUUCACACAGUUGAGAAUCUGUAUUCCUGUACUGACUGUGGGAAGAAUUUUAUAACAUUAAAGGCUCUGACAGGUCAUCAGAGAGUGCACACAGGAGAGAAGCCUUACUCCUGCUCUGACUGUGGGGCGAGUUUCUCUCAACUGGGCACCUUAAAACAACAUGAACGUAUACAUACAGGAGAGAAGCCUUACUCCUGCUCUGACUGUGGGAAUAGUUUCUGUCGACUGGGCCACCUAAAAGAACAUGAACGUAUACAUACAGGAGUGAAGCCUUACUCCUGCUAUGACUGUGGAAAGAGUUUCUCUCGACUGGGCACCUUAAAAACACAUGAACGUAUACAUACAGGAGAGAAGCCUUACUCCUGCUCUGACUGUGUAAAAUGCUUCACAACAGCAUCUCACCUAAAAGUUCAUCAGCGAACACACACAGGAAAGAGGCCUUACUCCUGCUCUGACUGUGUAAAAUGCUUCACAACAGCAUCUCAGCUAAAAGGUCAUCAGAGAACACACACAGGAGAGAAGCCUUAUUUCUGCUCUGACUGUGAGGCGAGUUUCUCUCGACUGGGCCACUUAAAAGAACAUGAACGUACACACACAGGAGAGAAGCCUUAUUUCUGCUCUGACUGUGAGGCGAGUUUCUCUCAACUGGGCCACUUAAAACAACAUGAAUGUGUCCAUACAGGAGUGAAGCCUUACUCCUGCUCUGACUGUGGAAAGAGUUUCUCUCAACUGGGCACCUUAAGAACACAUGAGCGUAUACACACAGGAGAGAAGCCUUACUCCUGCUCUGACUGUGGAAAGAGUUUCUCUCAACUGGGCACCUUAAAAACACAUGAGCGUAUACAUACAGGAGAGAAGCCUUACUUCUGCUCUUGACUGUGGAAAGGGUUUUUCUCGACUGGACUACCUGAAAACUCAUGAACAUAUUCAUACAUGAACAUAUACAUAGGUAGCCUAGUGGUUAGCGCAUUGGGCCAUUAAUUGAAAGGUUGCUGGAUCGAAUCUCCGAGCUGUCAAGGUAACAAUCUGUCAUCUGCCCCAGUACAAGGCAGUUAACCCAGUGUUCACCGGGCGCCGAAGACGUGGAUGUCAAUUAUGGCAUCCCCUGCACAUCUAAUUCAGAGGGGUUGUGUUAAAUUAUGAAGACACAUUUCAGUUGAAUGCGUUCAGUUGUACAACUGAUUAGGUAUCCCCCUUCCCUAGUUAAAUACUUGAGUGAAACCUUACUCCUGCUCUGACUGGAGCGUUUUUCUCAAAUGGGCCAUUUUCAAUUUUUUUUUCUACUGUGUUAUUGACUUGUUAAUUGUUUACUCCAUGUGUAACUCUGUGUUGUCUGUUCACACUGCUAUGCUUUAUCUUGGCCAGGUCGCAGUUGCAAAUGAGAACUUGUUCUCAACUAGCCUACCUGGUUAAAUAAAGGUGAAAUAAAAAAAUAAAUAAAAAAGGGUGGAACAAUCACAGUAAAACAUGAUUUAAAUGUAUUGCUGGAAGGGCUGUGGUCUCCAUUCAUGUAAUACAUUAAAUAUAUACAUCAGAUGGUAUUGGGGAGCUAUUUCAUAGGGUUUUCAUAGGUACAUUAAUCACCCAUUUCAAUCUUAUACCAACCAACCAUAUGCUUGGUGUGACUGUUAUGGUCAGAACAGACAAUCUGAUAUGCCCUUAAAUAUUGUAAUAUGCAACCUGGAAUUAAAAUGUAAGAGGACCAGUGCUUCUACAGUGAAUCACAUCUGUGCUGUUUGAGAGAGAUGUAACCAAUUAAAACGUAUCAACGCCUGAUUUAUAUUUACAACGACAGGGGAAGCACCGUUCCUGGAGGUACUGCAAUACCAGGUCGAUGCGUGGAGUGGACGGAGCAAGCCCCUAUUCCAUCUCCCUGUUCCAAAAAUCUAUUUCAUAUAUGGUCCCCAGAUAGGGGACGUGUCAGAUAUUAAACUGAUAAGAACAGAUUUAAAAAAUAUAAUUGUAUUUUCAUUUCUCUAUGAAUGCCCCCCCCCCCCCCCCAAAGGAAAUUAAACACUACCCGUAUGAAUGUUUUUCAUACACAUGGGAAGGGAAUGGGAAGCACAAGGGCAAGGUGAAGUAUUUGGUAUUUAUUCACAUAUUUAGUCGGUUUAUCUACUGUUUAUUAUUUCUCCGUUCUGCCCCUGAACAGGCAGUUAACCCACUGUUCCUAGGCCGUCAUUGAAAAUAAGAAUUUGUUCUUAACUGACUUGCCUGGUUAAAUAAAGGUAAAUAUAUAUUGAA